This is a messenger RNA of Ambispora leptoticha, 645 nucleotides long. NCBI's taxonomy places the organism in Eukaryota, Fungi, Glomeromycota, Glomeromycetes, Archaeosporales, Ambisporaceae. The record is from the annotation of a GenBank genome assembly.
AUGUCUAAUUCAGAAAAAAAACAAGUUAACUCGCAGCAGCAAGAAGAGCACCAUUUUUUGAAUGAGGAAUCUUUAAAUGAGGACUCUUCAAAUGCAAAACCAACAACUUCCAAAGAUAUUACCACUAAUGCUUCUCCCGAGGAAAAAAGUAGCACUUCAAAAAAGUCAAAAAAGAAAAAAAAGCCUAAAGCCUCUACAAGUAAUAAUCAAAAUAAUAUGAACAAUAACAUGACAAAGGACGAACUUGAUGAAAUUGUUGAAGGAAUUUUAAAUGAGCCAAAUCCCUCUAAUGUGAGCAGUAAUAAUAGUAAUACUACACUUCAAACCUGCCCAAUCAAAAAUUGCAAACAACGUUUAACACUCACCAGUAUAACAUGUCAAUUCUGUAACAUGCGAUACUGCUUAGCGCAUCGUCUCCCAGAAUCACAUUCUGAAAAAUGUGCAGAAAAAACGCGGCAAUCUGCACACUCCAGUUUCAGAAAUGACUCGAUACGUUUGAUCACGGAGGAACGACGAAAUCCGGGUAUUAUCAAUACGAAAGGAUUCAAUGCGGAAAAAAGUAAAGAGGAGUUGCGGAAACGGUAUAAAGAGAAAUUGGAACGCACUAAACAGCAGGAAAGGGGUGGUGGGAGAGGAAAAGGAUAA